GGGGCAUGUGUGCCGGGGGUUGAUAUGUCCUCGAGAAUCAAUGGCGCACGGGCGUGUGUACGGUACGCGUUUGUGGUGUUUGUUGUCGAACUUCUUGCAUUUUGAGCUCGUUGGAAAAAUGCUCAAACCAUAUAAAACCGUUCGGUCGGGCACAGAACACCAUCAGACGAGCAGUUUAACGUGCAAAGGUACAGACCUAGUAGUUCCGGAGCAGCAGUAGUUCCUCAGUGCAUCAAACGAUACUUUGUGGUUUUUCAGCCGUUGUACGAGCGAUCAAAUCCGUUUGGAAAGAAUGUUGCGAUUUGUGUCUGCUAUUGCCAUCUUGGCAGCAACGGCCGUCCAAUCGGCCCCAGUAGAACCGGCUCAGUAUGCUUUCGUUACGAAGCAUCACCACGUCCCGGAGCAUCAUCACGUGCUCGAGCAUGUCCAUCAUGUGCCAGAACCCCAGCUGGCCGUACACUACCCGGUCGAGCUGCUGCAGGACCAUCAUCAUCACCAGGAGCCACAGCUCGUGCUGAGCAACGAUAAGUACAUCGGAGAAGCUCACGAGUACCAUCAUCAUGCGGCUCCAGCCACCAGCUACAGCGAAGGCAACGACUACAGCACACUGUACGGUGGCAAACAUGGUUCACAUCUGUACGAUAACUACCAGUACGGAGGAUACGAUACGGGCUACGCCAAGAAGUACGAUGAGUAUAACGCAUAUCCCAAGUACAGCUUCGAAUAUGGAGUAGAUGAUCCGCACACCGGUGAUCACAAGAAGCAGUGGGAAUUCCGUGAUGGUGAUGUUGUCAAGGGUGGAUACAUGCUGAAGGAAGCUGAUGGAACGACCCGCGUCGUCGAGUACACCUCGGAUGACCACAACGGUUUCAAUGCGGUUGUGAAGAAGUUCGGCCAUGCCCACCAUCCGGAACCGGUAAAGCAACACAACGCCUACGGCUACAUCGGUAACUAUGCUGGCGCGUACGCCACCGGUGAUCACUACAGCAAGGGUGCCACCAGUUACGCCAAGGUUUGGAAGCAACACUAAACCACAUCAUAUCGAUCAACCUGCCUUAGCGAUCAGCAGAUGUUUCGGCAUUGUCAGCAUCUGGCUGACUGGGAAAUGCCGUUGAGAUUAAUCUAGAUUAUUGCAAACCAAUCCGAACCGCAUUCUAUAGGAGAAGAUUAUUUAUUAUCGUUACUGCAAAUACUGCUGGACAAAGCCACGCCACGAACUUACCAGGUGGUGCUGGAUGAUUGCAAACUGCUCGUGCUCUUUUAAAAUAAACCCUAUCUGUGAUUGAAGUUAA
Messenger RNA from Anopheles funestus (African malaria mosquito), 1292 nucleotides. Its product is annotated as histidine-rich glycoprotein-like. NCBI's taxonomy places the organism in Eukaryota, Metazoa, Arthropoda, Insecta, Diptera, Culicidae. The record is from RefSeq and is a predicted model, not a curated record. The transcript has 3 exons. The coding region runs from base 293 to 1030 and encodes 245 amino acids. Gene Ontology annotation, cellular component: extracellular matrix.